CACAAUGUUGCCAGGGCCCAGGGGGCAGAGCAGACGGAGUGUGGGCCAUGGUCCCCAGUGGUGACCAGCCCUGCCAUGGGAAACAAUAGUUCCCACAAAAGGACCAAAGCACCCAAGCAGGCCCACAAGGAGAGGCCAGCUGACAUGGACAAGGCCUGGUGGAAACAGUUCCUCAACCACCUCACUCGGAAGAAGCCGACUACCAGGAUCGUGCUGAUCCUUCCCCUGGACAAGCGACAGCCACUGGCCAAGGCUGGGCGAACGAUUGACUACGCGUCAGGCGCCGGGCUGGGCUCCCCGGCGGCACCCAGGUUGCGCGGAGCGGGAGAAAGCGGCGACCGCGAGCUGAAGAUGCCGGUGCUGCUGCUGCUCCUGCGGCAGGAGGCGCGGCAGCCGGAAGAGGGCGGGGCCAGGGCAGCGCGGAGCUGGCCGCGGCUGCGCUCGCGCCUGCGAUCCCCGGGAAAGGCUCCCAGCGAAGCCGGGCCUGCCAAGCAGCAGCCGCGCAAACGGUGCCGCUGCCCUCGCCCGCGGCUCUAAGCGCUCGGCCCAGACCCCGCCCAAUAAAGAGUGCGUGGCAACCCUGGA
Molecule: messenger RNA, 585 nt
Organism: Macaca mulatta (Rhesus monkey)
Lineage: Eukaryota; Metazoa; Chordata; Mammalia; Primates; Cercopithecidae
Gene: C10H20orf144
Product: chromosome 10 C20orf144 homolog
Source: RefSeq, a predicted model, not a curated record